AUGGCAACACGAACGUCUACACGUCAGGCUGCCCAGAAAGCCAAAGAUGCAAUCACAGCCUCUACCGAAACACCCGGGAAAGCUCGCCCUCUAGGAUCAAAGCGCAAAGCACCGCAAGAAAAGUCUACAGAGCCCAGGAAGGAGACGAAAUCCGAUAAGAAGCCGAAAUCGAAAUCCGAAGCGAAAGUCGAGCCGAAGCCAGAGACAACAAUUGGAGCACAGGUGAAUGAAAUACCAGAUGCGCAGCAGAGAGAAGAGAAAGAGAAGAGGGAGGGGCAAUCUCAUCCCCUACCUUCUGCCCACCCGAAGCCUGAAGAAGGUAUUGAGCUCGGCGUACACAAAACCGACGAAAGAGAAGCUGCUGUGUCGUCCAACAUUCUUGAAAAGGGGAUAAUCUACUUCUUCUUCCGCCCGCGCGUCAAUGUAGAGGACCCUCAUAGUGUCAAUGAUGUCGCUCGAAGUUUCUUCGUGCUUCGCCCUACUCCAUUGGGCGCCGAGCUCGACGAAGGCCAAGGACCACUCGACAAAGACGCUCGAUGUCGCUUGCUCAUGCUCCCGAAGAAGAAGUUCCCCACAUCGCCCAAAGAGCGAGACAUGGGAUUCGUGGAGAAAGCAGGACAGACAAUCCAAGAUCUACAGGAGAACUUCAUCGCUUCUUCGACAUACCAAACAGCCACCCGCGGUGAGCGGACCGUGGAAGAAGCUCGGCCGUACGCCGAGGGAGUGUACGCACUCACCUCGACAAAACGAGCAACCCAUCUAGCCUAUAUGUUGACCAUCCCUUCCGAGCCGGGCGAGGUCCAGGAGUCCUUUGGUCUCCACCGACGGGGCAGUUGGAUCGUGCAGUCUAAGAACCCCAAGUUCCCCGGCCCCCCCCCCAUUCGCCCAGUUACCCAAAGAGCCGGACUAUCCUGUCUCUUCGGCGACCUCCGAUGGGUGCCACUGGAGCCGGAGUUUAUCGAGUAUCCCAAUGCGCAGUUUUUGAUGAUUGGCGAGGCGCAGGAUACUCUUGGUAAAGCCGCGACAGCCGAAGAAGGGGCCAAACAGCCCCACGAGGAGGAACCAGGACAUGAGUUGGAGCAACUCGAACGGGAAAAUGAACUGCGGGUGGAAGCGCUGCAGGGAAAUGAGACCGUCUAUCGAGAUCUUGGUUUAGAUGCGCAGAAGUAUACUUCGCUGCCGACCACUUGGAAGCCUUAA
Molecule: messenger RNA, 1200 nt
Organism: Penicillium waksmanii
Lineage: Eukaryota; Fungi; Ascomycota; Eurotiomycetes; Eurotiales; Aspergillaceae
Exons: 3
Coding region: 1-1200 (399 amino acids)
Source: RefSeq, a predicted model, not a curated record